Molecule: messenger RNA, 1500 nt
Organism: Medioppia subpectinata
Lineage: Eukaryota; Metazoa; Arthropoda; Arachnida; Sarcoptiformes; Oppiidae
Source: the annotation of a GenBank genome assembly
GAGCAAAAAGUUUGCAAAACAAGUGAUUUACAAAAUAACGAGAAAAAAGUGGUCGAUUUGGGUGAAGAGGGGAAAGUACUUCUCAUCAAACAGGACAACCAGUUUCGGGCCAUUGGACCCAAAUGUAGUCAUUACGGCGCCCCUCUCGCCAACGGUGUAUUGUAUGGCUCGCAGAUAUCAUGUCCAUGGCACGCCGCCACUUUCUGUAUUAAAACCGGUGAUAUUGAAGACUUCCCCGGAUGUGAUAGCAUUCCUGUCCACGAGGUGUUAAUAAAAGGCGAGGAUGUGAUCGUUAAGGCCAAGAGAACCGCUUUGACUAAUAGUACUCGAGUGAAGAGUUUUAGCGCUAAAGACCCGAACAAUGUCCUCACUUUUGUGGUCGUCGGCGGAGGACCGGCGGGUUUCCAAUGCGCCGAAACCUUACGACAAGAGGGUUUCACGGGUCGGGUUGUGAUUAUCACCAGUGAAGACACCUAUCCGUACGAUAGGACCAAAUUAAGCAAAGCUUUGAGCACUAAAGUGGCGGAUCUUCUUCUCCGGUCUGAGCAAUAUUUAAAAGACGCUAACAUUGAAGUGAUUCUCAAGACAACUGUCGAUAAGUUGAACCCUAAAGAGAAAUCAGUUCAACUCAACAACGGACUCACUCUUAAGUUUGACAGAAUAUUCUUGGGAACCGGUGUUAGACCAAAAAUAUAUGAGGCGAAGGGAAAUGAGUUGAAGAAUAUCUGUUAUCUGCGAACCCAUUCCGACGCCAACUAUAUUGCACAGAAUGCAAACGAGAAGAACGUGAUCAUAAUUGGCACUUCAUUUAUCGGUAUGGAAGUGGCGGCGUUUCUCAACGGAAAGGCUAAGACCAUAGCAGUGAUCGGCAAAAGUAAAUACCCCUUCGCUUUAACGUUGGGUAAAGAAAUCGGCGAACAAAUCAAAGAACUCUACGAAUUAAAAGGAAUUAAAUUUUUCACCGAAUCUGGAGUUAAAGAGUUUGUCGGCGAAAAUAAUCAAUUGAAACAAAUAGUACUGACAAAUGGCCAGACAUUGCCCGCAGAUAUCUGUGUCGUUGGAAUCGGCGGUGAACCCAACACUGAUUUUCUGAAGGGAACUGACAUUAAAAUGGAUAAAUCAUAUAUCGUUGUCGACAAACACUUUGAAACGUCCGAAAAGAAUGUGUUCGCCGGCGGAGAUGUGGUUCGCUAUGAGCUGUCGAUUGUCAAUCAAAGUGUGGUGAAUGUCGGCCACUGGCAAACCGCACAAUCACAUGGCAAAACUGCGGCUCUAAGUAUGUUAGGAAAGACAUCUAAACUAAAGUCCGUCCCAUUCUUUUGGUCCAUGUUUUUUGGCAAAGGACUUCGUUUUGCAGGAAAUAACGAGGGAUUCAAAGAUGUGAUAAUAGACGGCGAUGUAUUGCAACUCAAAUUCGUGGCCUAUUAUAUCGACAACGCGGCCAAAGUGGUAGCCGUGGCCACAAUAGGCAACGACCCGAUCGCUACUAUGUUCGCAGCC